AUGGCUAAUGAAAGACAGCACAGUCAAUUACAUCACCAUCCAGUAGUUUACUCAACAUGGGCUACCCAUAGAGACAAAAAAAGAAUUGGUCGCGCUACCUUCAAACGUCGCCGAAUUUGCCAUAUCCUAAAUUUACCUGAAGAGCUACUGGUUAUCCUAUUUCAAAAUCUAUCUAUUCGCGAUUUAGCUAAAUUACGACGGGUUUGCACACGUUUUAACGACGUCAUCAGUAACUGUCCAAGUCUAUGGAGAUGUGCAAACUUUCAUGGUGUCUGGCCAUCAGUUGACAAUCUACUGGCUAUGAAACGGGCUGCUCAAGUUGGCAAUAUCCAGGCUUUAGUGAAACUGGCCAUUGCUUAUUUAUAUAGCGAGGGGUUACCUGAUGAAGGCAUUAUCAAUGCAAGCCGAGCUGCAGAGUAUUUUUGGAUGCUCGAAGAAAAAUGUAAGGGUAUUGGUCCGAUCAUUUGGUUGUUUAUCAGACCACCCUGGGCUCCUACUGCAAAUGGCAACUGUAUCAAGGAAUGUGUCUUCACCGAAAUUAACGAAUACUGCCAAAUCGAUGGCGUAACCAAUUCCUUGUAUUAUGAUGUUGCUAAAACAUACAGUUUACAAGAAGGGGCAGAUAAAGCUAAAAUUGUGGAAUUAUUCGCUAUUGCCGCCGAAAAAGGUUGUCCGGAGGCCUCUCUGGAACUUUGGAAAACGAAAGAUCGGGAAAAGGUGAUCGAUCCUGGCUAUUAUAUUGAAGCUGCCAGACGCAUACGUGAAAUUGCAAACACGGGAUGUCUGGAAGCUCAGUUGGAGUUAUGUUUGAUAUACGCUAAAAAAAAAUUUACUGGCGUUAAUCGAAAUCAAGCGACUGCUUACGUUCGAAAGAUGGUAGAAAGCUGUCGAAAUAUUAACAUAAAAUUAGUUAAUAGAAUUCAAUUGGAAUUGAACGAUAGAAUGAGGUAUAUACUUAUAGAUUGGCUUGUUGAAGUAGCUGAAAUGAAGGAAUUUUCUAGUGAAAUGCUCUGUAAUGCAAUUGACUUAGUUGAUCGCUAUCUUGAAAUCAAUCCUAUACCGAGAAGUAACUUGCAGUUACUAGGUAUUUCCUGUAUGGUUAUAGCCUCAAGAUAUCACUGUGUAGAUAUUAUGACCAUUCGUGAAGCAGCAUGGUUAACGGAUAAUACUUAUAAAUAUGAUGAAGUAGUUAGAAUGAUUGGAGAAGUUUUUGCUGCUGUCAACGGAGAAAUUCGCACCCCAAGUGCGUUCGAUUACUUGAAGAUUUUUUGUACGAUUUCAGAAGUUAGCCAGAAAUGUACAUAUUUAGCUAGCUUCAUACUAGAACUCAGUUGGCUCUUCUUAGAGAAUAGCAGAUACAAAUCAGCUGUUAAGGCCGCUGCUUCGUUACUUCUUGCCAGAGUGCUUAUUAUGGGAAAUGAAUUACCAUGGACUGAAGAGUUAAAAAGUUAUACAGGAUUAAGCCUCGAAGAUCUCUCUUCAUGCGUUUUGCAUCUGUAUAAAAAAUGUUUAGCUGAAAAACCUCCUAAAGAUUAUUAUAAUUCGGAAGUUAAAUCUGUACAUAAUAGGUAUAGCGGUCCCAAUAAGUAUAAUGUAGCCGAAACAGACAUACCUAGCCUGGAAGUAAUCGCAAAAAUCCUACUCGUAAGCGAUUUAUCGUCAUUUAUUGAAAACGAAAGUAUGGAAGAUACGAGCUGUCAACAAAUUGACAAAUCAAAAUGCCUUCAGACAUUAAGCUUUGAUGACGAUGUUGAUAGUACUAUCCAUAUGUCGUCAAGUGAAAGUUCCAUGUCAUUUAGCGAGUGUUCCAAUGACAUUUCGGAUACAUCAUUAUACGCUGAAAAUGAUAGGAAAUUAUGUGAAACUGCACCAUUGUCUCCAUUUAACAAUGAAAUUGAGACUUUAUAUACUGAUCAAUUUGGCGAUGGAGCCAUCAUAUCGGAAGCAAAGCCUAAAUUCGACGGUGCAGUUGAUAUUGCAGAGAGUAACAUGAACGAGAGAUUAACAGGGAAUGAUUUUGUACAGACAGAUGCUUGUAAUGCUGAUGCAUUAUUUGAAGAAAAUUAUGAACUGCUAUCUAGACCGUUAACUUCGCCGGAAUUUUAUUACAACGAAGGCUGUAAAGGACGGCAGCUAGAUAUAGACAAUGGACACCAGUUUAACGCUUUUUCAACUGACAACUUCGAUGACCUUUCAAACAAAGAUAGUAGGGCAGGCUUCAUUCCAAUAUCGGAAAUUGACGCCAGAUGUAAUAAUAAGCUAAAAAUUUCGUUUUCGAGCAAUGGCUCAUUACCACAUGAUCAGAAUCAAACUUUAGACUGUAAAGGGCAUAUGCCAUUUCUAGAAUAA
Molecule: messenger RNA, 2349 nt
Organism: Trichoplax adhaerens
Lineage: Eukaryota; Metazoa; Placozoa; Uniplacotomia; Trichoplacea; Trichoplacidae
Exons: 21
Coding region: 1-2349 (782 amino acids)
Biological process (GO): regulation of cyclin-dependent protein serine/threonine kinase activity; mitotic cell cycle phase transition
Cellular component (GO): centrosome; cyclin-dependent protein kinase holoenzyme complex; cytoplasm
Molecular function (GO): cyclin-dependent protein serine/threonine kinase regulator activity; protein binding
Source: RefSeq, a predicted model, not a curated record